AUGGCAUUGAAUCUCUUUCGGUCCAGUUCAUUAACUACGAAUAAUCGUCAGUUAAUAAUCGCAUUAAUUAAUAUUCGUACACAUUACACCAAAACACCUAAUCAUCAUACAAAAGAGAAGUGGCGACCGUUUCGACGAGAAAAAAUUCUUGAUAUUGACCUACCGGAUUUUGAUAAAGACCGAAAAUUACGUACAUAUACAUUACAAGAACAAAGAGAAUAUUUUAAACGUGAAGGCAUCCCUCCUGUUCGUGGUGCUGAAUAUAAACCACUUUUCAUCGAUGCGUCAACGGAAGCAUUUGAAGCCUAUGUACCACCUGAAGGAGAUGGGAAAGCAUCAUUAAUGUCUAAAGAUAGAUUAAAUCAAUUUUAUACAUCAUUAAAAAAGAAUAUAACUACUAGAAAACAUUCGAGUACGAUUCGCAAACAUGAGCCUGAUUUUGAACCAUUGCUAUUUGCUGAAAUUGCUCAACAAAAAUAUAUCGAUGCACAUCAAGCACUAAUGGAUCGUGAUGAAGAACGUCUAAUUCAAUUAGUAACACCGGGAUCGUUUUCACAAAUGGGUCGAGGUCUUCGAUAUAAAACUUUACGUUGGAAAUGGGUUGACGAAAUCGAACCAUCUUAUGUUGUGUCAAUAAAAAGUGGAGAAAUUCUCAAAGGUAUGACUAUGGCACAAAUCACUGUACGAAUGCAUUCAAAACAAACUUGUGCAAUUUAUGAUCGAUUUGGUCGUUUAAUGUUUGGCAAUGAAACACUACCAAAAGAUGUACUUGAAUAUGUUGUUUUUGAACGUGUAUUAACAUUUUCUCAUAGUCAAUGGCGUGUUCAUUCGAAAAUAUUACCAUCAUGGUUACCACCGUCAGAUCCAUUAUUAUAUACAUUUGAGAAACCAGACAUAAAAUAUAUCGAUGAAGAUAUUCCAACAGAUGCAGUUGAAGAUGAAAAAAAACGAGAUCAAAUUGCUAAAGAACAAGAAACAACAACGAGAACAAUACCGGGACCAGGCGAAUUGAAAACACCAAUACCAAAUCUUAGCGAUAUAAGUCAACACAAUAGAAAAAGAACUAUUGGUUAUUCGUAA
Messenger RNA from Rotaria socialis, 1080 nucleotides. NCBI's taxonomy places the organism in Eukaryota, Metazoa, Rotifera, Eurotatoria, Philodinida, Philodinidae. The record is from the annotation of a GenBank genome assembly.